GGCAAAAUAGUUAGCUGCGCUACCAUGUCCCAGAUUUGUCAAUUAAAUGCUUUGCUGCAAGUUACUGCAGCUAAAACCGAUUUCGAAGAUGAAUUUCUUGAGCACUACUUAAAGCAAGUCGUAAAACUAGUUAAUUCGUCUGAUUUGUCAAAAGCACUGACAGAAGAAUUCAUAUUGUCUGUCAAAUGUUUGAUUAACAUAUGCUCCUCUACUCAAGGAAUACACCUUUUAACAACCCUGUUGUCAAAUCAGGAAAAACCUGAAGAAUUCACUCGAAUUCUUACUACACUUGCUCUGGAUAAUUCAAGAAAUCAUGCUGAUUUGGCGCCUCUAGUUAUUGAUUUGAUUUCAAAUUUGACUAGAGAUCCCGUUUGGUUGGGUCAUUUCAGUCAACAUUUUGAUAACCAACAUGUUAGAUCGAUUCUCAGUUCAGAUGCUUCCAUCAAGAAGUUUCUUCCAAUAUUACUUAAUCUAAGUAGCCUUACAUCAGUACGCCACACCAUAUGCUCCUCAGAACUAGUGCAAAAGCUGGUUGGUUUAUUUUUAGAAAUUUCCUCUACUCCGAAGAAAAUUCUCAUAGCUGGUAUAAUCAAAAACUGCUCAUUUGAAGACGAACUUCAUUGUGAACUUUUUGACGACAAAGUUGGCUUGCUUGGUGCAUUUUUAGUUCCACUUUGUGGUCCAGAGGAUUCUAUUGACGACGAUGAUCGUGCUGUGUUGCCUAAAUCUGUGCAGAUUAUAACUGGGAACCCCCAAUUCUCUCGUUUGUUUUCCACUGAGUUGUAUCUUACAAUUUGCCAAACAUUAUUGCAGUUUUGCGCCACCAGUUACGGACGAACAUUUCUUCGAUCUAAUGGAGUUUAUUUUGUUUUACGUGAGUUGCACAAUUAUUUAACAAAAGCUGAAGAACAACCACAGUGUCCUGAAACUGAUGAAACAGUUACAAACAAAGAAUUAUUGUUUUGCGUCGAGCAAGUAGUAGAUCAACUUAUUUGUGAGGAAGGUGAACGCGAUGAGCACUGUGCUAAAUCCAGUCUUAGAGAAAUAGCUGUUGAUGCAAAAACUACAGAAAAACUUGACAAAGUGAAGAGAGACUAUUUGGAAUGCAAGUAGUGAUUGGUGUAAUUCAAUUUUAUUAUGUAAAUACUCAGUACUCCAUUGUUUUUUUAUUGUCUUCGAUAUCUCUACAUGUCAGUCAAUUCUAGCUAACAAUUACGAUAAUGAACUUCUGCUUUCUAACAUUGAGCCUGUUUAACAACCUUCGCUCAUUGGUGGCAAUUACCGGAUUUUUUUAAUUCGCGAAGUAAAAUAUGAAGUCACUUUACACUGCCCCGGAAGAACGCCGAAUCUCGAUGUUGUCUACAAUUAGCAUCCACGCGACAGUGUUUCUAAUGGUAAAUUAAUGCUUUGACAAUAGGUCACCAAAUGAUCCAACAUGCGGAAUAAAAUAAGUGGAAUAGUAGCAGGAACCUCACUACGAAGAAAAAAGUACUAAUGGGCACAGUAUAAGUACUGAUUCAGCCAAAAUAGACUGCUUCAGUUUCAUUCCAGGAUUUGUUGUUUCGAGAUGUACCAUGCCGUUUCGAAUUGCACAUAAAUGCAGUUAUUUUAGCCCCUAUCUGGAACUGUAUAAUUAAAAUUCUAGAUAGUUUUUAUAAUCAGCAACAAACAUUUGAAAGUUCUUACUUAUGGUCAAAUCUUUGUAAAUAAAGACGAGAUUUUACGCAAAUGAAGUCUAUUGUCGACAGCAAGUGAACAAAUCUAGAGUACAUAAUAACAUUAACCACCGUUUUGAAAAAAAUCCAACAUUAAGUCCACAGCAUGAAGCAUUUUACGUUUCAUAUAAGCCAUUAAACACUAUAUUAAACUUGGUUUUUACUUGGAAAAACGGAUCACAAACAAGAAAAAUCAAGUGUAUUAUCUAAAUCCAAGUUCAGAAUUAACGAAUGUGAUUGGAUGGUGUUUUGUUUAUUUUCUCAAAACGUUAUUUAUUGAUUACUUCUCGGUGUUUGUCAUGAAUUCUGUCUAUUCCCACUAACUUGCUGGAUUUUUCUCUGCUUAAACACGGGAAGUUGUAUCAGUUUCUAAGUAAAUUCAUAGUGAG
Molecule: messenger RNA, 2104 nt
Organism: Schistosoma turkestanicum
Lineage: Eukaryota; Metazoa; Platyhelminthes; Trematoda; Strigeidida; Schistosomatidae
Source: the annotation of a GenBank genome assembly